Molecule: messenger RNA, 3576 nt
Organism: Zingiber officinale
Lineage: Eukaryota; Viridiplantae; Streptophyta; Magnoliopsida; Zingiberales; Zingiberaceae
Product: protein transport protein Sec24-like At4g32640
Exons: 21
Coding region: 196-3576 (1126 amino acids)
Biological process (GO): intracellular protein transport; COPII-coated vesicle cargo loading; endoplasmic reticulum to Golgi vesicle-mediated transport
Cellular component (GO): COPII vesicle coat; endoplasmic reticulum exit site
Molecular function (GO): SNARE binding; zinc ion binding
Source: RefSeq, a predicted model, not a curated record
UCAACUCUCGCCACAUCCGUCGUUUCCCAAUAUUCACCUCCUAACGAAUUUCCGCUGCCCUAUUGACGCUCGCCUGUUCCGACCUGCGUCCGCACCAUUUUAGCUCCUCUCCCGUCGUCUGCGUUUCAGAUCUCGAUCUCCUCCCGUCUCCGUGAUCUGGAGGAUUUUCUCCCCGAUUGAAGUUCCAACUACAUCAUGGAGUCGACCUCUCCGCCUUUCGCCCUGGGGCCUCCUAGGCAGCGUCCAGGGAUGGUGCCCAACGCUACCAGCGUCCCUCAAACUCCCCAGAUCGGCCAACCGAUGGCCUCCUCAUCAAUCCCGCCUCCGUUCGCGCCGACUUUCCUCGGAUCCUCCCGCCCAGCCCCUACCCCUUUCGCAUCCCGCCCGCCUCCACCAGGGGCCAUCCCACAGGGCCCGAUCGCCAGCAACGGGCCUCCAAAUUCCGGAUUUAUUGCGCCUCGGGCCUUCCCUCCGCCUUCAGCACAGCAGGCGCCGGCUUUGGCCGCCUCGUCAUCGAUCAGGGCACCCCCUCCGUCUGUUGCACCUACUCAAGGUUCGGGCCUCCGGCAGUAUCCUGGAAGUCCACCUUCCGGGGCUUCCAUGGCAGCUGCCGCAUCUCCGUUUAUAGGCCCUCCAGCAUCUCAACAUUUUGGAAGACCGCCUACCUCCCAAUCACCCUUCUCUGGUCCUCUGGCACCACAGCUUCCUUUUGCUGGACCACCGUCCUCACAACGUCCUUUGGUUGGAUCGAUGAACUCACAACUGCCCCUUGCCGGACCGGCUACCUCACAGUUGUCCUUUGGCGGACCGCUCACUUCGCAGUCGCCUUUUGCAGGACCACCCACUUCCCAGGCGCCCUUUGCAGGAACUCCAACUUCACAACCGCCCUUCACUGGACAGCCUACUUUGCAGCGGCCCUUCGCCAGAUCGACCACCCCUCAGCCACCCUUCGCCGGGCUGCCCACCUCUCAGCAAUUUGGUGGACCACCCACUCAGACAUUUACCGGUCCGCCAAUUUCACAGUUUGUCAGUCCACUAACCUCGCAGCCGUAUUCAUCUCGGCCAUCUUCACCGUCGUAUAUGGCCACUCCAUAUUCACAGCCAUUUUCCAAGCCUCCAACCGUGGGCACUACUUUUAGUUCUCCAGUUUGGCCAUCUCAGCCAGGACAGGUGGUUCCUUCCUUGCCUGGUAAUGUGCAAGCACCUCCUAGGAUGUUUGGCGUGCCACCAGGCAUGCCAAGUCAACAAAUUCCUCCAGUCCCACCUGCUAUGGGCCAUUCAGCCCUAGCAGGGCCUCAGGUCUCCACACAGUCAAAGAUAGAUCCAAACCAAAUUCCUCGACCUUUGCCAAGUUCGUCAAUCACACUAUUUGAAACUCGUCAGGGAAAUCAAGCAAAUGUACCUCCGCCUGCAACCAGCAAUUUUGUUGUUAAGGAUAAUGGAAAUUCCAGCCCUCGUUUGAUGAGGUGCACACUGAAUCAGAUUCCAUGCACUGGGGACCUUCUAUCUACCUCUGGUAUGCCUCUCACCUUAAUGGUGCAACCCUUGUCACUUCCACAUCAAUCGGAGGAGCCUAUCCAAGUUGUCGACUUUGGUGAAAGUGGACCUAUUCGGUGUUCUAGAUGCAAAAGUUAUAUAAAUGCUUUCAUGAGGUUCACUGAUCAUGGGCAAAAAUUUAUUUGCAAUUUAUGUGGUUUUACCAAUGAAACUCCACGGGACUACUACUGUAAUCUUGGGCCAGAUGGUAGGCGUCGUGAUGCAGAUGAAAGGCCUGAACUUUGCAAAGGAACAGUUGAAUUUGUUGCUACGAAAGAAUACAUGGUUCGUGAUCCCAUGCCUGCUGUCUUCUUUUUUCUCAUUGAUGUUUCACUGAAUGCUGUACAAACUGGUGCAACUGCUGCAGCUUGCAGUGCAAUCAGUCAGUCUCUGGCGGAUCUUCCUGAUGGUCCAAGGACAAUGGUCGGUAUUGCAACUUUUGAUUGCAGUAUUCAUUUUUACAAUCUGAGACGAGCCUCGCAGCAGCCUUUGAUGCUCAUUGUGCCAGAUGUUCAUGAUGUUUAUACACCUCUUCAUACUGAUGUAGUGGUUCCUCUUACCGAGUGCCGUCAAAGUUUUGAACAGUUACUAGAGAGCAUCCCAAGUCUGUUUGAAAAUAAUAAGGUUGCUGAUUCUGCAUUCGGUGCUGCAGUCAAGGCUGGAUUCUUGGCACUUAAACCUACAGGAGGAAAGCUUCUUGUUUUCCAGUCAGUCUUGCCAUCAAUUGGUAUUGCAUCUCUUUCUUCCAGAGAAGCUGAAGGGAGAACGAAUAUUUCUGCUGGUGAUAAGGAGGCACAUAAGUUGUUUCAACCAGCAGACAAGACACUGAAAACAAUGGCCAUUGAGUUUGCUGAGCACCAGGUUUGUGUUGAUAUAUUUAUCACCGCUCAGACUUUUGUGGACAUUGCUUCCAUUUCCGUUGUUCCUGGAACUACUGGAGGACAGGUAUAUUAUUAUUAUCCAUUUUCUGCUGUCUCUGAUCCUGGGAAACUCUACAAUGAUCUUAGAUGGAAUCUUAGUAGACCCCAAGGUUUUGAGGCAGUGAUGCGGGUUAGAUGCAGCCAGGGCCUUCAAGUUCAGGAAUAUGCUGGAAGCUUUUGCAAGCGCAUUCCCACUGAUAUUGAUCUUCCUGCAAUAGACUGCGAUAAAACUAUAAUGGUUACUUUCAAAUAUGAUGAUAAGUUCCAGGAGAAUUCAGAAUGUGCCUUUCAGUGUGCACUUCUUUACACUACUGUGUAUGGUCAAAGAAGAAUUAAAGUUAUAAACCUCUCCCUUCCUUGCACUAGCAUGCUUAGCAAUCUUUUCCGUACAGCUGACUUGGAUACCCAGUUUGCCUGUAUCCUCAAGCAAGCGGCAAGCAGCAUCCUAGUGAACUCGCUUUCUCAAGUCCGUGAGCAGAUCAUAAACCUCUGCAUCAACAUCUUACAUGCCUACCGUAAGUUUUGCGCGACAGUAUCAUCUUCAGGCCAGCUAAUUCUUCCUGAAGCUCUGAAGCUAUUGCCUCUCUAUACGCUAGGUUAUCUUCCACCUGGAUACAAUUUAUUGAGAACUUCACUUCUUCAAAAAGAAAAAGCUCAUAUUGAAAAGCUGUUAGAGCCAACAAAAACUAUUUGGAAACAAAAGGGGGCGAUAAAUUUUGAAGGCGAGUACAAGGAUAAAAUUUUCAUCUCUAAGUUGCUCAUUAAUGCUAUAAAUGAAGUGGGACAUCAGAAUGUUGUCCAAGUGGUCACAGAUAAUGCUCCUGUUUGCAAAAUUGUUGGGUUACUCGUUGAGGCAAAGUAUCCACACCUAUUUUGGACUCUUUGUGUUGUGCACAUAUUGAAUCUUGCUUUGAAGAAUAUUUGUGCACCGACUGACUCUCUACGAAACAAAGAAGCCUUUGAUGAGUGCAAGUGGAUAGCAGAAGUAGCAAAUGAUGCUUCAAUGAUCAAGAAUUUUAUCCUGAAUCACAAUAUGAGAUUAUCGAUGUUCAACGAUAACUCAAACUUGAAGAUGCUCACUUGCGGAUACUCGAUUUGCUUCCACGAUCAUUACGCUUAA